AUGAGGAUUUCUCACGUGGAAGCUCGCAUCGAGCAGCAGAUAUCUUUGAGUGCCCUGAUCUUUCAAGCAAUUGAAAGCUUCAAUAAAAUUCCAACGACUGACAUCACUUCAAGGCUGAUUAAAGCUCGUGUUACAGCUUUAAAUGAGAAUUGGGAAAAAUUCUCUAUUGUUCAUGAAGCAGUUAUUGUAGCUGUCAAUCAGCUCAGUACAGAAGACAACGAGUUGAUUCGAAAUCACACUUAUUUUGAAGAGGAUUGCUAUGCUCGAACGUAUGAGCAAUAUCUGGACUCUCUGGACAAGAUGAACGCUCAUCACGACUCGGAUUUUACUAUUCCAAGGACAUCUUCAACUCAAUCUCUCUCUCAACCUGUAUCUAACCAACUGGCUGUUUCUCAUCACACAAGACUCCCUCGAAUCGACCUGCCGAAAUUCAGUGGAAAUGCUUCCGAAUGGAUGUCCUUCAAAGAUCUAUUUUCUUCCAUCAUUAUUGGAAAUAUAAGCCUAAGUCCGGUCGAAAAGUUGCAAUAUUUAAAAGCCAGUCUGACUGGCACUGCAGCUUAUCUCCUCAAGAACACGGCUCUUACUGCGGAUAAUUUCCAAAAGGCUUGGACCGAUCUGAUCUCGUUUUAUGAAAACAAACGACUACUUGUAAAUUCAGCAAUUCAAUCGUUGCUCUCCCUCAAGAAGAUCGCGAAGGAAUCCUCCAGUGAGCUCGAGCGUCUUUACACCAACAUCAUGCAAAUUUAUCGCUCACUAGAGACGCUACAACGCCCAGUUGAACACUGGGAUGAUUUUCUAGUGUUCCUAACCGUUCAAAGGCUGGAUGCCGAAUCCGUUAAAGUCUGGGAGCAUCAUCUCGGUUCCACAAAAGAACCUCCGACUUGGAAACAUCUGUGUGAGUUUCUUGUUACUCGCCUUCUCUCUUUGCAGGCCUUUGAAAAUUCGCAAAACUUGCCAAUAAAAAAGAAAAUCCCAUCGCAAGCAGUUAAGGCCUAUCAUCAGAUUCAAAAGAAAAUUAAUGGCUCACAAUUCUCCUCAUGUAUCGUGUGCUCUGCCAAACAUUUCUUGAGCGUUUGCCCUCAAUAUACCUCUCAAACUACGCAGCAACGACACUCUCUAAUCACAAAGCUAGGAUUAUGUUACAAUUGUUUGGGGAAACAUCGAGUUUCAAAAUGUCAAUCAACUCGACGAUGUCUUAAGUGUGGUAAGAAGCACCACACUACGAUUCACCAAAAAACACCUCCCAAGAUGGAAAGUCAAUUUAAACACCCAUUGGUUAAACCAUCCACCGAAACUUCAGGCAAGACCACUCCCUCGCAAGUAUUGCAUGCCGCUGUACAUGCUAAUCAGGCGUCUAUGUGCACUCUUCUCGCCACCGCUCAAAUGUUAAUUGCCAACGAAAAUGGACGUAUCAUGAAGAUCAAAGCCCUUAUAGAUCAGGGAUCGGAGAUCAACAUCAUUUCGGAAAAAAUUGUCCAAGCUCUCAAGCUUCCUCGCUCCAAAUCAAGUAUUUCCCUGAUAGGUGUCGGGGAACAUUCUACUAACAAGACUCGUGGCAUCACUUUUUUCAAGAUUAUUUCUCUCCAUGAUUCAUCAGAAGAAUUCCACAUAUCAGCGCAUAUUCUCCCUAGCUUAACGAGUUCGAUCCCGUCAAGUAAAGUCUCCGGAGAAUCCUGGUCACAUCUGGAUGGAUUGCCUUUAGCCGAUUUUCAAUAUGGAAUUCCCAGUUCGAUUGAUCUAAUCAUCGGUUCCAAUUGUUACCCUCAGAUCAUUAAGGACGGUUUAAUCAAAGGUCCGCCGAAUACGCCUAUUGCACAAUUAACCUCGUUUGGUUGGAUCCUCUCCGGCCCCGCUUCAUCGGAAUCGACGAAUCGUUCUAUGCGAAGUUACCAUAUUUCAAUGGAUUCCCGCUUAUAUGACCUUCUCCAUCGUUUUUGGCAACUUGAAGAAAUUGGUGCACGCCAAGAAUCCUUCAUCUCCCCGGAAGAUCAACAAUGUGAGCAACACUUUAAAGAUACCCACUCUCGGAACGAUCAAGGACGGUAUGUGGUGCGUCUGCCCUUCAAGAAGCCUCCUCAACGUUUAGGAAACUCUUAUAAUCGAGCUUCAAGAAUGAUGGAUUCUCUGCGAAAUCGGUUUCAAGUGAACGCAAAAUAUGCGGAAGCCUAUUUCAAAUUUAUGAGGGAAUAUGAAGACCUCCAGCAUAUGAAAUUAAUAACCGAUGUAAAUGAAGAACUUUUACCUCCCAAUUUUUAUCUUCCUCAUCAUGGAGUGUGGAGGGAGAGUAGUACAACUACGAAACUACGAGUCGUGUUCAAUGGAUCAAGUCGUACAACAUCCGGAAUUUCUCUAAAUGAGAUAUUGCAUACAGGCCCAAAGCUUCAAGUGGAUUUAUUCAACGUUCUUAUUUGGUUUCGGCAAUUCCAAUACGUCUUUUCUGCUGAUAUAGAAAAGAUGUAUAGGCAAAUCCAAGUACACCCCGACGAUUGGAGAUUUCAACGCAUCCGAUGGUCGAAUUCAGACAAGGAUGUCAACUCUUUUGAGCUCACCACUGUUACUUAUGGAUUGGCUUGCGCGCCUUAUUUAGCGCUUCGUACCAUUACUCAGCUUAUUGAAGAUGAGGGAACCAAUUUUCCAUCAGCAGUUCCUUGCCUAAAACACGGACGAUAUAUCGACGACAUUUUCGGAGGAGCAGAAUCAAUUGGUGAGGUCCAUGAAAUCAUCAAUCAACUUAACCAGUUGUGCAAGGCGGGCGGCUUCCCGCUACAAAAGUGGUCUAGUAAUCACGCUCAUGUACUCCAUCAUCUACCACCAGAACGGUUGAGAAAUCCGGAUCCAAUACCUUUUGAUUUGGACUCCUGUGUAGCAGUACUUGGUCUACAGUGGAAGCCUACUGCCGACUACUUUCAAUUUAGUCUAGAUCGACCUUCUACGGCCACUAUCACCAAACGAACGAUAUUAUCCACGAUUGCUAAGCUCUUCGAUCCGCUUGGACUACUCUCACCUGUAAUCAUCAAAGCCAAAAUACUUAUUCAAGAAUUGUGGAUCAACAAACUCGAUUGGGAUGCGUUGUUACCAAGCACUUUGGCAAAUCAGUGGAUAACUUUCGUUGAGGAAUUAGAAGACCUCAAAUUCAUCAAUAUUCCUCGUUGGCUUGGCAUCAAAUCGGAUAAUCAAGUUCAAUUACACGGAUUUUGCGAUGCAUCUAAUCAAGCUUUCGCAGCAGUAAUCUACCUCCGAACCGUGAACCUUGAAGACCAGAUUAACGUUUGCCUAAUUGCCACUAAAACGAAGGUAGCGCCUUUGAAGCGUCUUACCAUUCCCAGAUUAGAACUAUCAGGAGCAGUACUUCUCACCAAACUAACCACGCACGUCCGUGAUGUUCUCAACUUGAAGGACGUUCCUAUUUACUUGUGGACGGACUCAUCCAUCACUCUAACCUGGAUUCAGAACCAUCCAUCCCGAUGGAAAGAUUUUAUUCAAAAUCGUGUAGUUCAAAUACAAGAAACACUACCUCAAGCUAAGUGGAAAUUCGUUCCCGGCAAGGAGAACCCAGCUGAUUUCGCCACCAGAGGUUUGUCGCCAUCAAAACUCGCGUCCCAAACCAUCUGGUGGAAAGGACCAUGUUGGCUUUCACAAUCGAUUGAUUGUUGGCCAGAUUGCUUCCCUUCAACUGCUACCUCGGAUAAUCUUGAAGAAAGACCCACCAAAGUUUAUUCACUCAUAACCAUUGAACCGCAACCCCCAUGGGAUUUGUUAACAAGAUAUUCCAAUCUCAAUAAGCUCUUACGCAUUACGGCUGUGUGUCAGAGAGCAGUUGAACGAUUUAAACGGAUCAAAAUUAGUCCAAGAGAACUCCUCAGCACGACUGAAUUAGAGUCCGCUAAACUCUAUUGGAUCAACAGCAUUCAACGGCAACACUUCGCUCAUGAAAUCAAGCUUUUAUCACGAGGAGAGUUCCUUCCUAAGUCGAACCCACUCACCAAAUUGACUUCAUACAUUGACGCAUCCGGGCUCUUAAGAACGGGUGGUCGGCUUCAGAAUUCAACGUUACCUCCAGAAAGGAAACAUCUUCUAAUCCUCCCAAAGCAAUCGCCAUUAACGGAGCUCAUUAUCCAAGAUGCUCAUCUGAGAACUUGCCACGGAGGUACACAAGUAACGUUAACCCUCCUGCGAGAUUCUUACUGGAUCAUUGGAGGUCGGUUGCCGAUAAAAAAUUUUAUCCUGCGUUGCGUCAUUUGCACAAGAUACAGACAAAAGAGAGCGCAACAGCUCAUGGGACAGCUUCCGCCUGAACGAGUAACACCGACUUCACGCCCAUUCAUCAACACCGGAAUUGACUACGCUGGCCCCCUUCUCAUCAAGACCUGGAGAGGAAAAAAUGCGCGGCAGUACAAAGCUUACAUUGCCGUAUUCGUUUGUUUUGCCACAUCAGCAACACACCUCGAACUUGUUUCAGAUUAUUCCGCUGACGCCUUUAUAGCAGCAUAUAAAAGGUUUACUGCUCGACGAGGAAUCUGCGUUAACUUGUUCAGUGAUUGCGGUACUAAUUUGAUAGGAGCUGACACGGAGCUAAAGAAAUUACUCUCUGAAGCAUCUCAAGAACAUAAACAAUUGGCCUCCCUACUCACCCAAGACGGAACACAAUGGAAUUUCAACCCGCCUAGUGCUCCUCACUUUGGCGGCAAGUGGGAAGCAGCCGUGAAAUCGGUUAAGUUCCACUUAAAGAGAGUCCUUGGUAAUCACUUGCUUACCUUCGAGGAAAUGACAACACUUUUAACUCAGAUCGAAGCGGUUCUGAACUCAAGACCUUUGUCUCCUCUUUCUGACGAUCCAGAAGACUUAGCCGCAUUAACACCUGGACAUUUCAUCCUAGGACACGCACCUACAGUUCUACCAGAGCCUUCGCUUGAACACAUUAAUUUGUCACGCCUAUCCAGAUGGCAAUUGUUACGACAAAUGCUGGAAAGUUUCUGGUCCCGAUGGUCUAAAGAAUGUCUUCAACGGUUUCACGACACCUCUAAAUGGAGUCAUCCGACACCCUCUUUGAAGAACGGAGAUAUGGUACUAGUAGUCGACGAAAGGUAUCCACCUUCCAAAUGGCCUCUAGGUCGGAUCGUUGACACACAUCCCGGAAAAGACGGCCUUACUCGAGUAGUCACGGUAAAGACUCAAACUACCAUGUUGAAACGACCCGUCGUCAAACUCUGCCCAUUGCCCAUACACCAAGAUCCUUUGUUGGUUCGUUAA
This is a messenger RNA of Nylanderia fulva, 5250 nucleotides long. NCBI's taxonomy places the organism in Eukaryota, Metazoa, Arthropoda, Insecta, Hymenoptera, Formicidae. The record is from RefSeq and is a predicted model, not a curated record.